AUGGCUUUACCAGGCGAUCACAGUGCCACAAUGUGCUCUCUCAGCGCAGCCAAUGCCAAGUUCUGUCUUGACUUUUUCAGAGAGCUGAGCAAAAUAAAAAGAAAUGAAAACAUCUUCUUCUCCCCACUAAGUCUUUCAGCCACCUUUGGGAUGGUUGUCCUUGGAGCCAGGGGCAACACACUGAAACAGAUUGAGAAGUGCGAAGAAGGUGGAGGAGUCCAUUCCCAGUUCCAGGCUCUGUUAGCUGCAGUCAGUGAACCCAGACCAGGCUGCUCUCUCACCAUUGCCAACAGGCUCUUCGGAGAAAUUACUUAUCCGUUCUUCCAGCAAUACUUGGAUUCCACAAAGAAAUUCUAUCGAGCAGAACUGGAAGCAGUCAAUUUUAAAUACACUGAAGAAGCAGCCAGGGAGAAGAUUAACUUCUGGGUGGAAAAUGAGACAAAAGGUAAAAUCAAAGACCUAUUUGCUGCUGGGUUUAUUGAUCCCUCCACUGUACUUGUCCUGGUCAAUGCUAUAUAUUUUAAAGGAAAGUGGGCAGUAGAAUUUAAGAAAGAAGACACUAAUGAAACGUAUUUCCAACUGAACAAGAACGAGAAAAAGACAGUGCAGAUGAUGUUUCAAGAAGGUUAUUUUAACAUGGCGAUCAUAGAGGAAGUAAAAAUGAAAGUGAUAGAGCUCCCAUACUUUACGAAUGAACUGAGCAUGUUCAUUCUUCUUCCUGAAGUUGUCUGUGAGGACUUUACUGGCCUAGAACAGCUUGAAUGCACCCUCACGUAUGAAAAACUAGCAGAUUGGACCAGCUCGGCUAGGAUGCAACAGCUGAGAGUGAAGGUGUACCUGCCCCAGUUCAAGAUGGAGGAAAGUUAUGUUCUCAACAAAACUCUCCAGGAGAUGGGAGUGAUGAAUGUUUUUGACUGGGGAAAAGCUGAUUUGUCAGGAAUCUCUAGGAAAGAUGGUUUAGUUGUGUCCAAGGCCAUCCAGAAGUCAUUUGUGGAAGUCAAUGAAGAGGGCACUGAAGCAGGUGGUGCCAUGGGACUUGUUGUGCUACCUCUGUGUCGCCCAAUUUCUUAUGAGUUCAAAGCUGACCAUCCAUUCCUCUUCUUCAUCAGACACAACCCAACCAAUACCAUUCUCUUCUUUGGAAGAUACUCCUCCCCUUAA
Messenger RNA from Pelecanus crispus (Dalmatian pelican), 1161 nucleotides. NCBI's taxonomy places the organism in Eukaryota, Metazoa, Chordata, Aves, Pelecaniformes, Pelecanidae. The record is from RefSeq and is a predicted model, not a curated record.